AUUACUUUCCUUAAUUAUAUGUAACUGUAGUAAUCAAUCUUAAUAUAAACCAUAACAAUAUUAUGAUGAACAACAACAACAACAAGUACAACUUUGUAAGAAACAACAAUGGAGUAAUCAAACUCCCACCUGGGUUUCGAUUUCAGCCAACAGAUGAAGAACUUGUGUUUCAAUACCUUAGAUGCAAAGUCUUCUCUUUCCCACUUCCACCUUAUUCUUCUGACAUUGUUCCUGAGAUCAUUAACCUUUCCACCUAUGAUCCUUGGGAUUUGCCCUCAGCCUCAGGUGAUUUAGAACAAGAUAGGUACUUUUUUAGCAACAAAGAAGGAAAGUACAAGAAUGGGAAGAGAAGUAAUAGGAGAACAAGUUGUGGUUAUUGGAAAAGUACAGGCUCAGAUAAAAAGAUUGUAUCUUCAACUAUGAAAAAUAUUGUUGGGACUAGAAAAACUCUUGUUUUCUAUAAUGGAAAGCCUCCUCAUGGAGCUAGAACUCAUUGGUUCAUGCAUGAAUACACUCUAACUUUUGAUCCACAACAGAUUAGUCAGAACCAAAUAAGUACAGAUCAAAAUAAUUGGGUACUAUGUCGAAUAUUUUAUAAGGAAAGAUCAUCAAAGAAAGAUGUUGAGGAUGAUCAUCAUCAGAAUAAUAAUAACAUUUUUGAGCCUAAAAUGUUUGAUCUUGUUAUGGGGUGUAAUAUUAAUUACAAUAAUAAUAUGGGGACUACUGUAGUAUCAUCAUCAUCAUCUUCAAACUCUUCUUCUUCAAGCUCGAGUAAUUAUUUUAAUGAUGUAUCUUCAAGUAAUAAUAAUAAUGCUACUUAUAAUUAUUAAUGCAUUAUAUAUAUAUAUGCAUGGCA
Messenger RNA from Cannabis sativa, 856 nucleotides. Its product is annotated as NAC domain-containing protein 83. Bases 63 to 830 code for a protein of 255 amino acids. Gene Ontology annotation, biological process: regulation of DNA-templated transcription. The record is from RefSeq and is a predicted model, not a curated record. The transcript is spliced from 3 exons. Gene Ontology annotation, molecular function: DNA binding. NCBI's taxonomy places the organism in Eukaryota, Viridiplantae, Streptophyta, Magnoliopsida, Rosales, Cannabaceae.